AAAAAUAUUUGUUCAAUAAUUUGCAUGUGUUUGUGAGUAAUAUUGUACUCCAUUAGGGAUUUUUUUCCGAGGAUUUUUAUUCCGAUACCGUUUAAUUGUAAAUACACGUAGGUACACAAUUAGUAUUUUGAUAAAGAAUAUAGAUGAUACCUAAUCAUUUAUUUUUGAAAUAUUCAUCCAUGUUUAUUCAACGUAACGUACCUAUUAACAUUUAAUCUAUAUUUCUUCUUUUUGCAAGGUUGCAGAUUAAGUCAGGGCAUGUUCAUUGUUUAGUGUUCACUGUACAUAUUUUUUUGGUAAAAAAUUAUCAGGAUAGAAUUGACUUGAUUAUUUCUUGGUAUUAUCCACAGAGUUCGCUUCAAUUUCAUGAGGGUAGGUCAAUUACACAUAAUUCGACAAAAAUCACUAGGAAUAAAGCACUUGGUAGGUGCACCUAAAAAACGACCAGCCUAUUUAUCAAUAUUCUAUGUAACUAAAACCGGUAAAAUAAUGAUAAUAAUUGGUAAAAAACAAGGAGGGCUUUGAUAUCCAAAAAAAUGAAUAUCAAAUAUUGUACUGACUAGUCCGGUCACUAGUCACAACUAAAUAUUACACCCUUCACACAAAAUGUUGUCCUGGUAACAAUGGACGCAAACAUUAGACAUUUGAAUAUCAUGCAACUCGUCCAGAAACAUGAUUACUUAGUUGACCAUAUAAGAUACAAGAACAGCAAAUUAGAAAGUGCUUAAUCAGUAUAAUAUAUUAUUUUUAACUGAAAACGAAUUAUGUAAUACAAUAAGUUUAAAAUGACAGGUCAGUUGAAAAUCACUAGUAGGGUCAUCAGUCGACAAUUGGGACGUAUUAGACGAUUUGAUCACUAUAGAUGAAGGCAAACGAAAAGAUCAAGAAAAAAUGAAUAAUGAGGUGCGAAGACCGGCAUCAUCGACCACCACAAGGAAAACGACAACAGACGAUUGGCUGGGACUGCGGCCGAAAAGCAACGCGGAGAUGACGUCGUACGAACCAUCGUCACACGGCCUUGGAGGGCAAAAUGUAUCGAGGCGCCAUGACUUGAGGCGACAGAGCACGCAACAGCGAACGUCGGGGAACCGUUCGGCGGGCUUGUUGUUCAGCGACGACGAUGACGACGACGACAACGACGGUAAGAAGAAUAAGACUGCCAACCGAAACGUUUUUGACUCGUUCGCCGAUGCCACGUACCAUAGUACCGGUGUAAGUGCUGUACCGUUACCAACCACAACCACAGUCAAUUUAGACGCCACCUCGGCCGCCGACCGAACGUGGACCGCAGUUUCCGAGCCACUGACGUUAUCUAAACGCCGAGAGACGUCACCGUCUAUUAUCACGGUCGCCAAGAAAACCGCGGCAGUCUCAGAAAAUAUGCCUUCUUGGUUGAGUGGUUUAAAACAUAACACAGACGAAGCGACCACCCUGUCUAUCGCUCCUCCCCCUACUACUCAUCAUAUUUCGUCCACUGGCAAAAUGGCCGAUGCAAAUGUUGCGCAGAAAACUGCAGAGAAAGUUGAAAACGAAAUCACCGAAGAAAAAUCGUCUUCGAUUUUGUCGUUGCUUAGAGGAAAAGACAGUAUCCAAACUUCCAUGUUGGAAUUGAUCCGAGAGCUGGCUAAAAAAAAACAAGACAUACAGCAGGCUGCAAUAACAUUGAUGCAAGAGCAACAAAACAGCGACCUCCUAAUUAAAGCGUUCUUAAUGGAUAAUAGUUAUUCUGUAAUGAAUCCCGAUAUUCAAGAGUUAGAGCGUCUGCGGUCUGAGAAUCACAAAUUUCAACUGACGAACGACCAUCUUUCAAAAACACACGAAUUAGAAUUAGAUGCUUUAAAGACUAAAUAUGAAUUACAGCAAAAUGUGUUGCAUGAAAAGCUAGAUCGUUAUGAGGAGCGUGUAAAUGAGCUGAUAGAAGAACGAAAAUCCGAUAUGACGGAACGAAAAGAAAAUGAAAAGCGCUUAAAAGAUAUGUACGAGGAGAGGUUACGCGAGAUGCACGAGAGUCAUUUAAUAGAUCUCAAGCAAACUACAGAAGUUCAAAGGAUUAAAAUGAACCACUUGGAGGAAGUUGAAUCUUGCUUACGUGAUUCAAAGCCAAAGCGUCUGACCAGCGAAGAGAUGACCGCUAGAGAGAUUUCAAUUACCGCUCAAAACAAACAACUUAAAGAUUUACAGGAAGAAGUAGAUAAGCAGAUGGCCACGUUGGAAGGAGAAAGAUCAGCUCUUCAAAUGAAAAUUGAAGAGUUUCAAUCAAGAAAUCAACGAGAACGAAAUGAACUGGAACUCUUAAAUAAAGAGCUAAAACGAUCUAUGAAGGCAUUUGAGGAUGGUCGCAAGACAUGGGAACGUGAAAAAAAAUCAGAAACACAAUAUAUCGAAGGUCGCAAGCAAGAGUUGGAAGAUGUUCGUUCGUCAGUCAUCGAAGAACAGCGCAAGUUAGCAGAAGAACGUUUUGAAGUGGCUUCGGAACGAUACAGACUCGAAACCAUGCUGAAAUUAGAUGCCGGUACGGGAACCGAUUUGAUACAAGCUAAAGUGGAACUGAAAGAGAACUUUAAGGAGCUAAAAAGAAAAGAAAAAGAGUUAGACAAACGAUUAGAACAUACAAAAGAGCUGGAAAAACGUUUAGCCGAUGAAAAAAGUAGAUUGCAAGAACUGGACGACCAAAUUAAAAUGAAAUCAAUUCGUGCUGAAAAAAUGUUUAAGAUGGCUCUUUCAAAACAAGAAGAAGGUCUGAAGGCUUUAGAGAAUGCAAAAGAUAUUCAAAAUAAAUUCGAUAAAAAAGGUAAAGAUAUUCAAAAUCGACUGUUGGACGUUAUAAAACGUGAAGAAAAUAUUGCCAUGGAAGAAACUAAAAUAGUCAAAGAAAAAGAUGCGUUUAGCAAAUUACGAAAAAAACUUGAUCUCGUUCUACCUCAACUGUCUGGAGACGAAAUGCGUUUUUUAGAUCCUAAGUUAAAUAAAUAUGAAGCUGAAAAGGAAGUAUACUUCAAAAAAACUCAAUUAUACUAAUUAUAAGCUUUGUAAUAAAUGUUGAUGUAUACAUAACUCAUUAAUGGGUAUGUAAUUGUAUAAUUUUACUGAGAAAAUAUGAUCUAUACAUGAUCAUUUCAUUACUAUAUCUUACUCAACUUUUCUUUUUCUAUAUACUUGCCUGUUACCAUAUAUUAAUAUUUGAUCACUAAUAACUGUAAAUAAGUAAAAACAAAUUAAUUAACCAAUCACAAAAUCAAAAUAACUCAACAAACGUAUUUAUAAGAUUUAGAAAUUUCUGGUUACAUAGCUGACUAUAAAUAGUUACAUUUGGUUUUACUUUUAAACCUUAUAGUCUAUGGUUUUAAUAUGUUAAUAUGUAUUAUGUAUUUCUAACUUUAAAGCAAUGUAGAAGAGUAAAAGUAGUAUUGACAUAAGUAACUUGGGAUUACCUCCCGUUAAAAACAGAAUUAAUCAUAUAAGUCAAAUUCAACAGAACCAUCACACUUUUCUAUAAAUGUUUUCACUUACCAUUUAUUUUGCAUUUAAGUCAUUAUGGCGAAAAGGCUAAAAACAUAUUUCAUAAUUUUACAGAUUAUGUACAUAUAAGAACCCUACAGUCUACACUUAGUUUUUUAAUAUUUUAGCAAUAUCAAGUGUUAUGUGAUAAAAACAACAAAGAUAUUUAUCAUUAUAAUUUGUUUUUAUAUUUCUAUAUAAA
Molecule: messenger RNA, 3700 nt
Organism: Myzus persicae (green peach aphid)
Lineage: Eukaryota; Metazoa; Arthropoda; Insecta; Hemiptera; Aphididae
Product: trichohyalin-like
Exons: 10
Coding region: 892-3018 (708 amino acids)
Biological process (GO): establishment of epithelial cell polarity; cilium assembly
Cellular component (GO): ciliary transition fiber; ciliary basal body; centriole
Source: RefSeq, a predicted model, not a curated record